This is a messenger RNA of Danio rerio (zebrafish), 2194 nucleotides long. Lineage: Eukaryota; Metazoa; Chordata; Actinopteri; Cypriniformes; Danionidae. The record is from RefSeq and is a predicted model, not a curated record.
GCGAGCUUUGAGCAGUCAAACAGUAAAAGCUGUCCGUUAGGUUAACGUUACUUCUAUAUUACUUUGCCUUUUUUGUUUUAGAUAUGUAAAACAUUUGUUGACAAAACAGAACAUAACGUGUCGACUUAAUAGUUGCUAUUAAGUCUAAAAAGCUAACGUUACUCGUAGAAGGUAAAAAAAAACUCUGUACUGAGAAGGACAGAAUGGUAGAGUGUUUGUGGUUGUGUCAAUGUGCUCUUGUUAAAGCUCUCACAUGAUGAAUUCUUUACCCCCUGUGAAAGGAGACCGGAUCAUCUGUGAACUCCCUUUGUAUUUUACAAGAGAUGCUGCAGUGCACACCAAAGAUGGCUUCAAUAUUACUGUUAGAGAGGCUUGUCAAGGGCAGAAAACAGGAUUAAAUGUAGCCAAAGUCAUUGUCGUUGGUGAUGUUGGGGUCGGGAAGACCUGUUUAAUAAACAGAUUCUGCAAAGACUCAUUUGACAGAACGUACAAGGCAACUAUUGGAGUGGAUUUUGAGAUGGAGAGAUUUGAAGUUCUCGGGGUACCCUUCAGUUUGCAGCUGUGGGACACAGCAGGUCAGGAAAGAUUUCGAUGCAUUGCCUCCACAUACUACAGAGGAGCGCAAGCCAUCAUCGUUGUGUUUGACCUGAGCAACUAUGAGUCUCUGGAUCACGCGAGAGAAUGGCUUGAAGAUGCCAUGAGGGACAAUGACCCGUCCAGUGUCCUGCUCUUCCUCGUGGGAACCAAGAAGGAUCUUAGUCAUCCAGAUCUGUUGGCCCAAAUGGAGCAGGAGGCCAUUCGAUUGUCUGAGGAGAUCAGAGCAGAGUACUGGGCAGUUUCUGCUUUGUCAGGGGCGAGUGUGAGAGAUUUCUUCCUGCGGGUUGCUUCGCUUACAUUUGAGGCCACUGUUUUAUCUGAGCUGGAGAAGAACAAUUCUAGACGAGCCGGUGAUAUCGUCAAAAUCUCCAAUAAUUGUGACAACAAUUUUAAGAAGAGGCAAUCCAGCUGCUGCCAUUGACUGAACAUAAAGAAUGUAAUGUGUGGAUUUGAUCAAACGGGAAUAGAUCACGAGACUGUAGAAUGUAGACUUUGGGCAACUGGGAUGACGUGUCAUAAUGACAGAGUAAAAGAAAAGUUUAAUCCAGAAGAUUGGCCAGUGAGAAACUGAGGGAAUCUCAGCAGGAAUCCAUCCGAAAGUCAAGUCUGGAUAGUAUUUAGACGCGUACUAAUGAAUGCAAUAUUAUAUUUAAUGUAUUUUCAUGACUUGAAAGUGCUGUAUCGAGAUUUUCAUGUGUAUACACUUUAACAGUACACAGAGAUUGUCACACACUAUCAAAUAACCAGGAUCAAGUGAGUGUUAUUUUGGAUAAAAAUAUAUUAAACAAUUGAGAUGAAUGAAAUCUGUAUAUGUAUAAAAAUAAUAUAGUAUUUUAAGUAAAUACUGUAGUGUUUUUGAACCACACUAUAGUGAACUACUUAGUUAUUUUAUUGGUGUAAUUUUGUAGUAGCUCUGGUAGUACAACUAUUGUAAAAUAGACAAAUUACCCAAUAUGGUACUAAUAUACAGUGCUAACUAUACUAUAAUACUAUACACACAGUAAAACACAGUUUACUGUAGUAAAACUAGCAAAAGAUUAAUCGUGAUUAAUAGCAUCCAAGUGUUUUUGACAUAAAGUGUGUGUGUUUUGAUAUACACUCACUGGCCACUUUAUUAGGUACACCUGACCAUCUGCUCAUUAUCACAAAUUUCUAAUCAGCCGAGCCAACUACAUGGCUGCAACUCAAUGCAUUUAUGCUUGUAGACAUGGUCAAGACGAUCUGCUGCAGUUCAAACCGAGCAUCAUGCCAAUCCAUCCUGCCUUGUAUCAAGGGAUCAGGUUGCUGGUGAUGAUAUAAUGAUGUGGGGGAUAUUUUCUUGACACACUUUGGGUCCAUUAGUACCAAUUAAGCAUUAUGUCAACAACAUAUCCUACCUGAGUAUUGUUGCUGACCAUGUCCAUCCCUGUAUGACCACAGUGUACCCAUCCUCAGAUGGCUACUUCUAGCAGGAUUAAGCGCCAGCACCAGCAGGAUAAUGUCAUAAAGUGUGAAUCAUCUUAGACUGGUUUCUUGAACAUGACAAUGAGUUCACUGUACUCAGAUGGCCUACACAGUCACUAGAUCUCAAUCCAAUAGAGCACCAUUGAGACAUGGU